Chara braunii is the source of this 1335-nucleotide messenger RNA. The record is from the annotation of a GenBank genome assembly. NCBI's taxonomy places the organism in Eukaryota, Viridiplantae, Streptophyta, Charophyceae, Charales, Characeae.
GCUAGGAGUAUUGGAGUGAGGAUGCGUUUCAUGUUGGGGCGACAUCUACGCAAUCAGUUGGAGUAUCGGUAUGGAUUGCUGGCAGGCGAAGCUGAUUGCGGCGAGGAUGAUGACAAUAACAACAACGGGGACACCCAUCUGCAGUGGGGUGAUGGGAACCGGGCGGAUGAGUGGAAGGUGGAGCACGAGGUUAAAACAGAGGUGGUGGUUGUGGUGGAGGGGAUGCAGGGAAUGGGCGAGAUCGACAAGAAGGGUGCGAAGGUGGACGACGACAACAACAACAACGACAACAACUCCAGCAACGGCGGUGAGCAGCGGCAGGGUGAAAUGGCCGACACGGGAGUGAAGAAUGACGACAACAACAAUAACGACACUAAUAACAACAAUGCCUGUGAGCAGGGAUUGGGCGAAAUAGGCGGCGACGGCACGAGGGACGACAACAACAGCAACAACGAUGGUGAUAACAACAACAACGACAAUGACAACAACAACGACAAUUACAAGGUCGCCACAACGACGGCUGGAGAGUUAAAGACAACGAUGACAACAGCAUUAGGGAAGUUGGGGGGAACUAGUAGCUUGGUUGGGCUGGUGAGGUGCGAUUUGAGGUUGAAGUGCCGGACUCGGAUGCGCGAUAUGGAACGACAGGCGAACCAGGCGAACCAAGCCUCCUCGUCGAAUGCUGCCUCUGCUCCGAUUCUACCAGCACCAGGCGCCAUUAUUCCUUACCAAGCUCCCUCCAAUGAUGUUCGGCAUUACCAAGGGACCGGAGGAUACAAUGGUGGAUCCAAUAGUGGAUAUAACAGUGGUGGCUAUAACAAUAGCUACAGGAGGUCGUGGAACUCUGGCCAGAGUUAUCAAGGCGAUAAAGUCGAAAGAAUGUGGAAUUGGAUGUCGGAGGAGUUGGCAGAAAGAGAACGUACUAAGAGAGAGAAGGAUGAAGCAACCAAGAAGGAGAACGAGGCGAAGCAACAGAAGGAAGCCGAAGAGAUGAAGUUGGCUGACAAGAGAGAGAAAGAAGAGUUCAAGGCAAGCAUUGGAUUGAUGGUUCACAACCAAAUGAAACAAGUCUGCGAAGAGGUUUUGGGAAAGAAGAUGGGCGAUGGCGAUCUUAUGAUCUCAAAAACCGUUGACGAAAUCCGAAGGAGAGCUGAAGCAGAGAAGCCUAAUGACAAGGACAUGGAUGCCUGUCGCAAGAAAGAUGAGGAAAUAUUCCGCCUGAAGUGCUCAAUGGCCGAACUUCAGAGGAAGACCGAUCAGACGAUCGACUGAUCAGACGAUCGGAGCAGAUCAAGAAAUUCAAUCGUUAAAAUCAGAUAAUCGGCACCUCAUUCA